This is a messenger RNA of Dichotomopilus funicola, 171 nucleotides long. RefSeq names its product cytochrome c oxidase, subunit VIa. Gene Ontology annotation, cellular component: mitochondrial inner membrane. The coding region runs from base 1 to 171 and encodes 56 amino acids. The transcript is spliced from 3 exons. The record is from RefSeq and is a predicted model, not a curated record. NCBI's taxonomy places the organism in Eukaryota, Fungi, Ascomycota, Sordariomycetes, Sordariales, Chaetomiaceae.
AUGCUAUGGAACGAGCAUUGGGAGCACUGGUCCCACCUGCCCCCUCUCGAGGAGCGCGUCGAAUACCCCUACCAGAACAUCCGCACCAGGAACUACCAAUGGGGCGAUGGUGACAAGACUGCCUUCUGGAACGACAGUGUCAACUACCACAACAAGGACAAAGUCAAAUAA